Molecule: messenger RNA, 1239 nt
Organism: Capronia coronata CBS 617.96
Lineage: Eukaryota; Fungi; Ascomycota; Eurotiomycetes; Chaetothyriales; Herpotrichiellaceae
Exons: 2
Coding region: 1-1239 (412 amino acids)
Source: RefSeq, a predicted model, not a curated record
AUGGCUGUCGCGACAGUUAUCAUCACCCUACUGCUUAUCGCGCUGUCGACCACGGCGCCGACCAAGAUCGUCGAUUGCAAGAAUACCGAUCUGAACUACCACCAACUCAUCAUCAAGCACUUGUGCCAAACCCAGUUCUGUCUCUUCGGCGAGCCAACCUUCAACCUUGACACCUACACUUGCGAAUGUCCUGCCUGGGAAGAUCAACCUUUGUUCAACGAUCCAUGCGCAAACCUGGAAUGUCCUUAUGGCGACGAAGAACCUUUCUACAUGAUGCUCGACAAUGAAUGCCUGUGCAAGUCUGUCAAAGAGUUCAAAGCUCAGAUCGCUGAGGCCGAGGCUGCGCUUGACAUGGAACCUGCUGUCGAUCUGGUACGUCGCCAGGUAACCACCAUUCCAGAGGCACCGGUCGAUACUGCGGUCCCAACAUUCUUGCCCCCGGCAAACCCAGAUAUCACACCUGCGCUGUUGAACGAGUCCCUCACCAUCCAGCCACAGAAUACUGCCACCAUCGGUUCUAUCAUCCCAUACUUCCGAGACAAUCUCCUCCAGGUUCACAUGCAGCUGAACGGACCCGUGGCCGAUACCUUGGUUGUCAACGCAAGUGCCUCUUUGCCUUGUGGCAAUAUCGGUACUGACCCUGAGCCAAACCUUGCCUUGGUGCCCAAAGUCGUUCAGCAGGGCCUAGGAGAACCGCAGGUGGUGGUUGCCGACUGUCUCUGCAUCGCAGUGAACAUGUACAACCCUAACGUCGUCAACUAUUGGAUACAGAAGCCUGAUGGAUCAAUCUACUCUCUGACUGGAAGCAACAAAGUGCUUGACAUCAACAAGAUGGUUACCAACAAGAGCGUGGCUUUGGAUCUGGUCGCUUUGCCUUCCGGUACCACCAAGCGCAAUCCAGAAGCUAUGGUUCAAUAUGUUCAGCCUGAGCGACGUCAGAUCUUCCGUGGUCCAUGCGACAAGCCUUGCCCUUUCUACCAUAUGCACCAACUCAAGAGCAGUGAUGGCUUUUGUGCUUGCAUGUUCAACGCAGCCGACGAGACAAUCAACAUGGCCACCCGCGACAUGACUGAGCCAGAUGCGUACAAUGCCAAGAUGACACCCGAGGCAUGCGCUGCUAUGACUUGCUUCAAUGGCGGAGAUCGCGCAGCAGUGUUCAACCCGUUCAGCUUGACUUGCUGGUGCAUCAGUCCGUCCUACCUCGAGGUCAACCCCAGCGCCUGGACUCCACCAGCAUGA